Nicotiana tabacum (common tobacco) is the source of this 486-nucleotide messenger RNA. The record is from RefSeq and is a predicted model, not a curated record. NCBI's taxonomy places the organism in Eukaryota, Viridiplantae, Streptophyta, Magnoliopsida, Solanales, Solanaceae.
AUGUCUUCUUCUUCAGAAUCCCCACAAAUCCACGAACAAAAUCCCCACUCCACCACCGUCCCUCAAACCAAAACCCCCGGAACCGAGAACAAUCCAGAAACCCAAGACGAAAUUCAUGAAAAGGACACCAUUUUGGAGAAAAAAGAAAAAGAAGAAGAGGAUGACGAAGAAGGAGAAUGUGGGUUCGGUUUGUAUAUGAAAGCGGAUGGCUGCAAAGACACUUUUACCGAAUGGGAGAAAUGCGUUGAAAAAGGUGAAACGAACAAAGAAAACAUUGCGGAAAAGUGUUUUGAAGUCACUUCUGCUUUGCAGAAAUGUAUGGAGGCACAUUCGGAAUAUUACGCCCCAAUUUUGCAGGUAGAGAAAGAUAUAGAGGCAAAGGUUAUUAAGGAACGCGAGAAGGAGCUAACUGAGAACAAGGAAUCAGUGUCAAUGGAGAUUGGAUCUGGAGAGGGUUCAAGUAGUUUUGACCAAAACGAGGGCUAG